Messenger RNA from Labrus bergylta (ballan wrasse), 1648 nucleotides. It is a transcript of the gene fam167ab, whose product is annotated as family with sequence similarity 167 member Ab. The record is from RefSeq and is a predicted model, not a curated record. Lineage: Eukaryota; Metazoa; Chordata; Actinopteri; Labriformes; Labridae.
CCUCCGGUAGCAAAGAAAAAAACAAAAAAAACAAGCGGACCGUGGUGGAGCUGUUUGGAGACGAUUUAAGAAGAGGGGAGAGGUAGCGGGCUCGUGAUGGUGUUCACUGAUGCUGUUGCUUGGAUUCGGGGUGGUUGACAAGUUGGACUGCAGCAGAAAAAGUCCUAACAAGUUCGAAACUCUGCCUCCAAAACAUCAGUGGACCCGUUUUUAUCCAUUGAAGAUCAACUUCUCUGACAAAAAACCCUCAUACAUAUCUGACAACAAAUGAGGCCACCAACUAAGAAAAUAUAUCUAGUUUUUAUUUUAACACAUUUCUCAGGAAUCCUUGAGUGCUGAGCAGAUUAAAUGGACACCUCCAAAGCUCCUCAGAUAACACUGGACAGGGCUUGUGUCCUGGAGGAACCAGAAUGUGAGGAAGAUGCGGAUUUGCCGGCAGAUGACCAUCUCAUGAGCCUGAAAGCCUUGACUGAGAAGUUAAGACUGGAGACCAGGAGACCUUCUUACCUAGAGUGGAAGGCCCGGCUUGAGGCAGAAAGCAGUGAUGCAGAAAAUGGAAAAGGCCUGAGUGUAGUUGAGAUUGAAAAGGAAGUGGUCACUCCCAAAGAGGCUGUUGUGAACUCUGAUGGGAUUCAGUGCAAGUUGCCAUCAGGUGUGCUGAAGGGAUUUGGAAACAUCGAUGAAGCGCUCAGCUGGCUGAGGAGAGAACUGACAGACAUGCGUCUGCAGGACCAGCAGCUGGCGAGGCAGCUCAUGCGGCUCCGGAACGACAUCAACAAGCUGAAGAUAGAGCAGACGUGCCACCUGCAUCGCCGGAUGCUCAAUGAUGCUACCUUUGGCCUUGAGGAGCGCGACGAGCUGUCUGAUCUGCUGUAUGAAUGUCCGGUCACCCCAGGGCUCGGCCUCUCCGCCCCACUGAGACUCAUUGGUGUUACAAAGAUGAACAUUAACUCUCGCCGUUUCUCACUCUGCUAGAGGCAGUGAUAUGACUUAAUGCAGGGAAUAUUCAUAUCAAAACAGCCUGCCUAAUAUUAUCUUUGCUGGGGUUAGAUAGCGUUAAAGUCCUUUGUGUAUUUCAGGCUUUUACACAACACUGUAAGAAUGAACUAAAUGACAAAACACAGAUUUACAGUGUAAUUGUAGAUAAUUCACAAAGAAGAUUUUGAGUGAAGUAGGAACAUUUAAAGUAAACUAUAGACGCCAGCUACUUUCAGAAACCUAUCUGUCUUGACCAUCGGGCCAUCAUGACUUCCAACAAAGUACUUGCAGUUCCACUCGCAGUAAAAACUUUUCAACAAAUAUUAAGCUUGUUUUUAUUAACUUUUUAAACAUUUCAGUCAAAUAAUUAUAUUUUAUAUUACUAUAUAUGUGGUGGUGGUUUGCCGGGGCUUUUGUAUCUACAAGCAAGAUCCAUCACUCACAACAUAGAUAUUUAAAUUGAUUUUACUACACACUAUACUAUAUAUGAUUCAAGGACAUCCUUGUACUUAACCUUUAUUGUUUUGUGUUUUAAAAAAGCUUUAAUAUUGGGGCUGCUGGUAGCCUAGAGGUCAAUGCGCGCGCCCCUUUUGCAGAGGCUGUAGUCCUCCAAGCAGGCCCAGGUUUAAAUCCGACCUGUGGCUCCUUUCCAGAUGUCAUUCCCCACUCU